Strongylocentrotus purpuratus (purple sea urchin) is the source of this 3024-nucleotide messenger RNA. RefSeq lists its product as uncharacterized. Gene Ontology annotation, molecular function: wide pore channel activity. The record is from RefSeq and is a predicted model, not a curated record. Bases 16 to 1860 code for a protein of 614 amino acids. The transcript is spliced from 9 exons. Gene Ontology annotation, cellular component: membrane. Lineage: Eukaryota; Metazoa; Echinodermata; Echinoidea; Camarodonta; Strongylocentrotidae.
GCAACACUCACUACAAUGUCUUGCCGUGGUAUGUUGGUAUGUGUCGUUGGUUUCGUCGUGCUCCUAGCUGGACUACCACUCGGCAAUGCCCAACUCCCCAUCCCGAACAGCGCGAACUACAUCGGCGUCGGGUACAACUUCAUCAUGGGCAACCCGGAGGGUGACUCGCUGAACUCUGGCGGAGUCGAUCCUGGACUUCUGGCCUCCAGGAACAUCUUCGAGCUCACCUAUGACCUGGGAAAGAAGUCGAAAGACAACAAAUACCGUGUGCCGGAUGAGACGGAGUUCCUGCAACGAAGCAGCGCUUUUACCACAAAGGAGAAAUCGACGUUCCACGGAACGAAAAGCUAUGCCAAGACUCUCUCAUCAAAAGUACAAGAAUCUGCUUCCUUGGAUGCUGUCUUUGCUUCGGUCAAGUUUGCUGGCAGUCACGAUUAUAAGCAAAUUUCGGAGGACGAAAAGAAAGAGGGUUACGUGUACUUCACUGAGCAGACGAUACAGAACCUGGGCACAAUCCGAUACUUGGAUGAACUGGCUCGGGCUGAUCAGUUUGAAAUUACCCGCAAUUUCUAUGCUGACGUCUGCGGACUACCUGUCACGUAUGAAUCCCAGAAGAAGAACUAUAUGGACUUUAUUGAUAAAUGGGGAACGCACGUUGUGACGGAGCUACAGACGGGGGUUCGUUCUGGUACAACCUAUCGUGCAACCCGAUCCUCAUUCGUCAAACUGGCAUCAGAACAGAGAUCGGAUAGCUUGAGUUUAGAAGGACACUACAAAAUCGCCUCUGCAUCGAUAUCCGUGAACAUGGAUAAAUUCACUGAGGACAAGUCUGCAGAGAAGAAGUUUGGGAGCCAAUAUACAACUUACAAAGUGGGCAGUGAGACUUUGCACGAGCCCAUCAGCCUCAAACUGCUCGGACUUAACGAAUUACUGGCGGAUGACAAGUACUGGACCACACAGGCAUCUCAUGAAGGAACGCUGUGUCCCGUAGGAUGGGAAAGGCCACUUAUUGCCGCAAACAUCUUAAAGGCUUACAAAGGAUACAUCGAAUAUAAGAACAUCGCUGCGAGCACAGAUCUGGAGGUUCGUAUUCCUCUAACGUGGCCAGAUGGGCAGUACGCCCUGGCCAAGCCGGCCAGGAAUGGGGGAACGUGCCCUAACACUGAUUACCUGACGUGGGAUGAAGGCAACAGGCUGGAGAUCACACAACCUUUAGGUGCGAAUUGGUGGUCGAAAGAUACCCAGCAUUUGAGUGACAAUAUCUUCAUGGAGUCGGCCCAGGUAUACUACUGCGUCAAGAGUGUGGCACAGUCGUCGACGACAUCGUGGAAAUGGAUGCCAGGGAGCUAUUGCAUCUAUCAGUUUGGCAACACAUGCCCGAACGGUUUUGAUAGCGGAUACCUCAAAUAUGAUGACGAUGACACGUCAAGCAACCAAGCUAAUGGUAUUUUGCCAGCAGGGGAGUAUACGAGCGAGUACACUUUGAUUCGCUUUUGUUGCCGGAAUGACGCCUCCCCUAUGCAUCCCAUCUUCCUUCCUACCGACUCGAGCUUUUUCCUCGUUAGAUACUUUGAUAAUUGUCAGAAGGUAAGCGGGAUGACUGAUACGGAAGAGUUCUUUGAACUCGACACCAUGCAUGCCGGGCUGAAUGUCGACAACGAUGACGCGGAGUACGGAGCGUUUCCUCAACCUGGCGUCGUUCAACACACACGAGUCAAGAUCUUCUUCUGCUACUACCAGCCACAAACCAAGGCAAAGCGAGUAGAUGAUGCUAUUGAACGCAUUAAGGAGGAGUUGGCGAAAAAGUUCCUCGACUUGCUCGAAAGGGACCGAGAUGGGAUGUCCAUGGGCGAUAAGUAGAGAAUGGCAUAUGAAAGCGAAGGCGUAGAAGAUAACUAGAAUGGCUUAUGAAGGAGAAGGCGUGGUGGAUCAUGUAAGGGUUUGGGAAGAGUAGAAGGCAUAAUAAUAUUACAUAACUGUAUAUUGGCGCUUAGAUACGAGAGGGGGGGGGGGGGGGGAGAGAGAAGAAAGACAUGACAAAUAUUGAGCUUUCACCGUUUAUGACAUACAAUUACCAAAUCAAUUACAACAUUUUCACUGUUCUUUAUGAUUUAAGACUAUCAUGAUCGAAACAGAUAUGUUUUUAAGUUGGAUUUAAACUGAUGUAGUGAAGGACAACAUUUAAGAGACUCUGGGAGAUUGUUACAUAGUUUUGGUAUAGCAUACUGAAAAUAAUAUGUUGUUCUUCUGCCCAUACCGACCCUCAAAUCAUAAUGACACCUGCAGCCACUCCUAUUCGGAACAAGAAGCAGGAUCAAAUAAUAAGUUAUUAAAUAAUAAGCAUCAUGCAACUACACAUGUAAUUGCAUGACAAAAUACAACUCAUUUUAUAAAACUUGAUAAAGACAUCGAUUCUGUUAUAUAAAUCCUAAUCCCUUAUCCCUAACCCUGCAUUCAAUAAUAAAAACAUAUGAACUAAUUCCUUAUCAUGGAUUUACUGUGAUAACUAUUACUGGUGUUGGGUUAAUGACUGUUGUGCGGUCUUUGAUUGGUUGAUAUACGAUUUAUACUGGAAACUUUUAAAACCAUUACAUAAUUAUAUACUCCCAUCGUGAAAAUCUAUAUGUACUAAUUGUUCUCUAGUUUAAAUCUUUAUGGUGGUAAUGGAACUGAUACUAUUUCGCUUGCGGUAGGCAUAAUUAAUCUCUUUGUAUCUUUAGAAGUUAUGUAUUCGGUAAUUACAAAAGUCUUUGUUAUAAAUUGAAUCUAGGAUGUUAGCGUUGAUUCGAGAAAGAUAGAAAAAAACUAAUUGUAUGCGUUGUAAUAUUACGGGUGUACGGUUUUUUUGUAUAAAUACUUUUGCACCAUAUAACGGAUUUUUCAUGAAGAAAUCUAAAAUUAGUUUUGUCUUGAAUUAUAGAAAUUAACAAAACAGGCAGUGUGCCUGAAAUAAUGACUUGCUUCUGAUAUAAUAAUGUGCGAAUUUGGUUGCAGGCUCGUAUAAUAAACUCAUAAUGCUUGGAA